Aspergillus sclerotioniger CBS 115572 is the source of this 2554-nucleotide messenger RNA. RefSeq names its product BOD1/SHG1 domain-containing protein. NCBI's taxonomy places the organism in Eukaryota, Fungi, Ascomycota, Eurotiomycetes, Eurotiales, Aspergillaceae. The coding region runs from base 64 to 2451 and encodes 795 amino acids. The transcript has 2 exons. The record is from RefSeq and is a predicted model, not a curated record.
GGUGUUUUUCUUUUUUUUCCCUUCGCCCCUGGUUGAACGGACUUAACUACUGGCUGAUGUCUUAUGGCUGGUCCAGAGGAGAUGUCGGAUACGUUGGUGGCUGUGGGGACGAAGCGGUCGUCAUCGUUGGAUCUGGACCUGGACAGUCUCCAGCGGAAGAAGUUCAAGACGGAUGAGUUGCCUUUGUCCGCGGCGCAGCAUACCGCGAUUGAGAAUUUGCUGCACGCGUUCAAGAAACGGGGUGGGUUUGAUCAUAUUCGGAAGAAGAUCUGGGCCGAGUUUCAUGAUGGGGAAGGCAAGGUCGAGUUUACGAAACUCCUUGUUGAGCUGGCAGAGUCGGAGAUCGAUCGCGAACCGGGAUUGCUUGCGCGUGAGCGGGGGAAGGCUGCGACGCUGAUCGAGGGCGCUGUCGAUAGGAGCGAUGUCUACAAAAGUGUGGAGAAUUCGUUGGAUGCGCUGGCUGAGAAAUUUCUACUUGAUAUCCUCGGGUCGGUUCGCGAAAUUCGUCGCGAUGAAAUUGGUGAGGAGCUCGCUGUGCAGGAGGAGAGGGCUGGGAAUAAAACCGACGAGGACUACGCCAUCCAGGUGAAAGCGAAACGCGACGAGCGCGAAAAGGUCUGGCAGGAGGAGCUGCGCAAACAAAAGGAGAUUGAGGAGGAAGAGGCGCGCAAAAAGGCCGAGGAGGAUCGCAAGCGACGGGAGAUUGAGCGACAAAAAGAGGAAGAAGAGAGGGCGAGGAGGAGGGAGCGCGAGGAACAGCGACGUGAGGAGCAGCGGAAGCUGGAUGAGCAAAGGGAGAAGGAACGCCAGGAACGAUACGAGCGACGACGCCGGGAAGAGCGCGAGAGAUAUCGCGACUGGCGCGAUCGCAGCCGCACCAGAGACCGCGAUUCGGAUCGAGACAGGGAUAGAGAUCGCUACCGCUACCGGGAUCGCUCGCAAGGUUAUCGCUCUGAUCGCGCCCACUCUCCACGGUAUCGCGAGUCGCGAAAGGACAAGUCGCCAACCCCGAAAGAGCCCACACCCGCACCUGUGCCACCACCGCCCCCGGUGGACGAGAAGUCGUUGGAGGAGACGGCGCUACAACUUCUGCUGAAGGAGGGAGAGGAGCUGGCAGCCAAGGCGCGACAGAAACCCGAGUUCGACUUUGAGGAGGCAGAGGCGAUUGAGAACGGCCUCAAGCCACCACCGAAAGGACCCAAGGCUGAAUCGAGAUACUCCAACACUCCUACCAGGGCAGGGAGCCCGCCGGGCGACGCCGACGCAAAUCGAACCCGCGGAUCUACAGCAGACGAUCGCAAUCGGACAAGGAAGCGGGAGGAUAGUCGCAGUCGCUCGAGACGGAGGUUCUCGUCCCGGUUCGACGAUCCGGACAAGUCGCGCGAUGUAUCCAGCCAGCCGCGCAAUCGCGAUUCCGACGACCGACUUGUGCUUCGUGAUUUCCGCGACAACCGAUACGGCGACCGCAGCUAUCGGCCCAACCGCCGGAGCCGAAGCCGAUCUACCGUUCGAACCGAUCGUGACAGAGACCGUGACAGAGACCGAGAUCGAGACCGACGGGAUCGAGAUAGGGAUGGGGACAGGGACCGGGACAGAGAUAGGGACAGACACCGCGACGACUACCGUCGUCGACGAAGCUACUACUCUCGAUCCCGUUCUCGCCCUCGAUACCGCUCACACUCACGCUCACGUUCCGUCCAUCGGGAUCGAAACCAAGACCGUGACCGCGACCGCGACCGAGAGCGCACCAGAGAUCAAGACAGAGACAGGCCCCGCGACCCAGAAAGAGACCGACCCCGCGACCCAGAAAGAGACCGACCCCGAGAUCAAGACAGAGACCGGCCUCGAGACCAAGAUCGCGAGAGAGAAAGAGACAGAGACCGACCCCGUGAGCGCGAUCAAGACCACACACGCGAACAAACCCGCGAACGAGAACGAGAACGAGACACCGACGACACUCGUCCCCGCGAAGGCGAGAAAUCCCCCCGUGUACCAGGAUCAUCUCGUCGGCGAUCCCGCUCUCGCCGUCGCUCACGCAGUCGUUGCCGCUCACCAAGUCUCCUCGACAUCGACCGCUACGUCCCGCCCACUAGCCGUCGGAGCCGGUCUCCUCGUCGCCGGGUGCGGUCGCCUGAGCGACCAGAGAAGGAGCGUGAACGGGAACAGCGGGAACGCGAACGCGAACGAGAACGAGAAGAACGUCCACCGCCACGGGGGUUUGUCGAGAUUGAUCGGUAUAUUCCUGGUGGUGGUGCUGGUGGAGGUGGCGGUAAUGCUAGUGAGCAAAAGACCGAAGGGAAUAACAACAACAACAACAACAACAACAACAACGGGAAUCGGGACCGGGAGAGAGAACACAGGGAUAGGGAUAGGGAAAGGGAAAGGGAAAGAGAAAGAGAGCCCGAUGAGAGGAGACCGCCACGACGGAGCGCGAGUCGGAGACCAUCAUGAUGCAUUGAACUAACUACUUAUUCUAUCGGGAAGUAAGUAAGUAGGUGGGUAGGUAGUAGGGCACGUGUCUCUAAUGUAAUAUAAUGAAUGUAUUAUUUGGCAU